Messenger RNA from Chroicocephalus ridibundus (black-headed gull), 648 nucleotides. Its product is annotated as keratin-associated protein 5-1-like. The record is from RefSeq and is a predicted model, not a curated record. The transcript has 2 exons. Bases 1 to 648 code for a protein of 215 amino acids. Lineage: Eukaryota; Metazoa; Chordata; Aves; Charadriiformes; Laridae.
AUGAUAUACUCGUCCGGAAGGGAAUCAUACUUCAACUUGAACUCAACCUGGUACGAUCCCUCGGGGUCCUGGCUGGACACCCGGCGCACACCCUUCCGCUACGGCUACAACACCUGCUCCUCAGGCUGCGAGGGCGAAGGCGUCGAAGGCAUGAGAGGGCACAACUACCGGCAUUAUGGCUAUCGGCAGCCGGUCUGCUCCGAGAGAUGCCAUGGCUAUGCUGCAGCUGACUCAUGCCACGGCGGCGGGGGCUCGAGCUGCGUCAGGAGGCCCACGUACAGCUACGGGUCAUCAGGGGGAUGCAACAGCUACGGGAGAUCGGUCUGCUCCGAGAGAUGCCAAGGGUCCUCAGGUUCAUGCCACGGAGGUGGUUCAAGUUGUGUCAGGAGACCCACGUACAGCUACGGGUCAGCGGGGGGAUGCCACAGCUACGGGAGGUCGGUCUGCUCCGAGACGUGCCACGGAGCAGGGUACCAGGGGGGGAAGCCAUGCUACAGUGCACCAACGCAGUGCAUCCCGCAGUGCUGCCCCGUGCAGACCUGUCCCCCUCCGGUGCAGCAAGGCUGCGUGCCCGUGGCAAAGUGCAUCCCAAGCCAGCAGCCCCAGCAAAAGCAGGUCUGCAAAGUUCCAGCCCGGAAGAUAAAGUAG